GCGCAUGCGCCGCGCGGAACGUGCUCGGCGGGGGAGUUGGUGAAAGAGCUCCUCCCCCCCUCAGGCGCGGCAGCGAACCGUGGCUCUGCUGGCUCCCGGUUGGCCUAGAUUCAGGAGCUGAGCUUUUUGGCCCAGUCAGCCGGCGGGGGCAUCACGGCCGCAGCGACAGGAAGUGAAAGCGGACAGAUGCUGGUGAAUGCCCCAUGGCCGCGGCUAUCACAGUUCAUUCACCCACUACCCACCGUAACUUGGAAGCUUUCUUUAGGUCAAUUCAUCUUCUGGGACUCCUCCCUGCCUUCUGGUUAAGGAAUCCUUUCACACACACAGGAUGGCUCAGCAAUGGUAUGGAUGUUCAAAUACCUGAAAGGUGCUGAUGUUAGACAGGAACUUCCACAUUCUUUGGAGCAUUUGAGGUGUGGUCACAGUCAUUGCGUUCUCAUGAUUCUCAGUUGCCAAGACCGUCCUUGGAGACCAAUGGCAGCACCCACAGAGAUCUACUGUACUUGAAAACAUACAGAAAGCAGUGUACCUUCAUUACAUCACACUGCUCUAGUACCUGAAAUUGUUUGCUCUGAGAAUGAAGAGAAUCAGGCAGACUGUUAAAACUGAGAACCCGGUUCUCCAAACACCACAAAGGUCAAAAAAACUGAAGACUUGUUUCUAUGGAUCAGCAUUUGACAAGUCUCACCUGCAAACAUUGAUGGACUGGGGAACCCUGCCCCUCCAUGUAGUUUUACAUAUUUUUCAGUUCCUGCCUUUAGUUGAUCGAGCACGGGCAUCUUCUGUUUGCCGAAGAUGGAAUGAAGUUUUUCAUAUCCCUGACCUGUGGAGGAAGUUUGAAUUUGAGCUUAACCAACCAGCUACUUCUUAUUUAAAGUCUACUCACCCUGAUCUCAUUCAGCAAAUUAUCAAGAAACAUGCUGAUCAUCUGCAGUAUGUCAGCUUCAAGGUUGAUAGCAGUACUGAGUCUGCAGAAGCUGCCUGUGAUAUCCUUUCUCAAUUGGUGAAUUGUUCUAUCAAGACAUUAGGUUUGAUUUCAACAGCGAAACCAAGCUUUAUGAAUGUCUCUAAGGCUCAUUUUGCAUCAGCAUUGACAGUAGUGUUUGUAAACUCCAAGUCACUAUCAUCCAUCAGAAUUGAUGACACACCAGUUGAUGAUCCAUCUUUAAAGGUUCUUGUUGCUAACAAUAGUGAUACUCUAAAACUAUUAAAAAUGAGUAGCUGUCCUCAUGUGUCACCUGCUGGAAUUCUUUGUGUUGCUGAUCAGUGUCAUGGUCUUAGGGAACUGGCUUUGAAUUAUUACAUACUAAGUGAUGAACUGCUGCUGGCUCUUUCAAGUGAGAAACAUGUGAACCUUGAACAUCUUCGCAUAGAUGUUGUGAGUGAAAACCCUGGACAAACUGAAUUUCAUACUAUUAAAAAGCAAAGUUGGGAUGCACUUGUUAAGCACUCCCCCAAAGUCAAUAUUGUGAUGUACUUCUUUUUAUAUGAAGAGGAAUUUGAUGCAUUUUUCAGAGAAGAAACUCCUGUCACGCACCUUUACUUUGGUCGGGCAGUAAGCAAAGCCAUGCUAGGUCGUAUUGGAAUGAACUGCCCCAGGUUGAUUGAAUUGGUGGUGUGCGCUAAUGGUCUUCAGCCACUGGAUGAUGAACUCAUUUGCAUUGCUGAACGCUGUAAGAACCUAACAGCAAUGGGCCUUGGUGAGUGUGAGGUUACCUGCAGAGGUUUUAUUGAGUUUGUAAAAAUGUGUGGAGGAAGGCUAACUGAGCUUUCUAUUAUGGAGGAAGUGCUAAUUCCAGAUAAUGAUUACAACCUGGAUCAAAUUCAUUCAGAAGUCUCUAAACACCUUGGAAGAUUGUGGUUCCCUGAUAUGAUGCCUACAUGGUAAACUGGUUAGAUCAAGGUUUUUGCUUACUGUUCAAAUAAGCAAUUACAAAAAGUAUCUCAACUACUUAAAUGAACUGCAUAUAGACAAAAUGCUUCAGUAACAGUGCUAGAAUUAAAAUGGAAAAUAGAAUCUAGUAUACUUAACAGUAGACACAUUGAAAAGAUGUCUGUGGGAUAGAGGGUUUUUCUUUCUCCAGCUAAAUUAAGCCUGUUGGCUUCUGCUGAAUUAAAUUUGUUCCAUUAAAUACUUUUAGUACAAAGUUUUGCAGUUGUUCUAGACUUUCUGAUGUGUUGUAAAGGAAGUCUAAAACUUGCCUGCUUGAUAGGGAGUUAAAUGGAACUUUUGAGUAAACUGUAUUUGCAGUGUCUCUUUAUCCAAUUCACUAACUUUUUUUACACAUAGAACAAAUACUUUAUAUCAUAGCUAUUCUAUUUCAGAUUGCUGUUAAUCUAUUUUAAUGUGCUUGUAUGUGUUUAAAUAUUGCAAAUUAAGGACUUAUGCUGCAAUAAAAAGCUUUUGAUUUUAA
Molecule: messenger RNA, 2414 nt
Organism: Pelodiscus sinensis (Chinese soft-shelled turtle)
Lineage: Eukaryota; Metazoa; Chordata; Testudines; Trionychidae
Product: F-box/LRR-repeat protein 21
Cellular component (GO): mitochondrion
Molecular function (GO): protein binding
Source: RefSeq, a predicted model, not a curated record